Messenger RNA from Rhopalosiphum maidis (corn leaf aphid), 2221 nucleotides. Its product is annotated as glucose dehydrogenase [FAD, quinone]-like. The record is from RefSeq and is a predicted model, not a curated record. Lineage: Eukaryota; Metazoa; Arthropoda; Insecta; Hemiptera; Aphididae. The transcript has 6 exons. The coding region runs from base 159 to 2009 and encodes 616 amino acids. Gene Ontology annotation, molecular function: oxidoreductase activity, acting on CH-OH group of donors; flavin adenine dinucleotide binding.
AAUGCGAUCACCUGAUCAUACAGUUAAACGACUAAAAUUUUAAAUAAUAACAUAUAAAGAUCGUCGUAUACGGCUGCUGUGAAUUUUGUUGAUUUAAUUUACAUUUGCCGUGAGCUCGUGGUUGAAAUAUAACGUUUAUCUUUCAGGCACAGACAAUCAUGGUUUUGUUAUUAAUGUUGCAAUGCUUGUUUGUGAUUAUCGUUCGAAGUUCACCGUCGCCGUCAUACUAUCCACCGCUAUUCGAAUCGACAUUAAAGUAUUUGGGAGAAACUCUAGAAUGGGAAUCAAAUGAAACCAUUGACCAGAAAAACCUGCUUCCAGAAUACGAUUUUGUCAUUGUCGGUGCCGGAAGUGCCGGAUCAGUAGUGGCAAGCAGACUGUCCGAAGUCAAAAAAUGGCAGGUACUAUUAAUUGAAGCUGGACAACAUGCCGCACAUAUCAUGGACGUGCCAUUGGUUGCUCCGUUUUUACAAUAUUCCUCGAUCAAUUGGAAAUACAGGACAGUACCGAUGAACAAUUCGUGCUUAGGUUUCGAGGGCAAUCGGUGUAAAUUUCCAAGGGGCAAAGUCAUGGGUGGCAGCAGUGUACUAAAUUAUAUGAUAUAUACACGUGGUAACAGAAAGGAUUAUGACGAUUGGGCAGAUAUGGGUAACACAGGUUGGAACUAUGACAAUGUUUUCAAGUACUUCAUUAAAUCAGAAAGUGCUAACUUGUCAGAUGCCGAUCCGAGUUAUCACGGAAGUAACGGAUUGUUAUCGGUGACAAAUGUUCCUUACAAAACUCAAAUAGCAAAGGCAUUUGUGGAAGCUGGCUCGCAAAUCGGACUUCCAGUUGUAGAUUUCAACGGGAAAAAACAAAUAGGGAUAAAUUAUUUACAGACGACCAUGAAAAAUGGGCUCCGUUAUAGUACGAACACAGCGUUUCUUUUCCCAGCGAAAAAGAGAUCAAAUCUGCACGUAAAAAAGCUCAGUAUGGUAACGCGCAUACUGAUCGACGGAUCGACGAAGAAAGCAAUCGGCGUGGAGUUUGUCAGGGGUGGGAAAAAAACCAGAGUGUACGCACGGAAGGAAGUGAUCGUUUCAGGUGGAGCCAUAAACACUCCGCAGCUGCUCAUUUUGUCCGGAAUCGGGCCCAAACAACACUUGGCGGACCUUCGGAUCCCGUUGGUGAAAGACUUGGCCGUUGGUGAGAAUCUGAUGGACCACGUGGCGCUGGGAGGUCUGACAGUGACGGUGAACGAUACUGUAUCAAUAAGGCUGCAUAAGGUGCUUGAUGAUCCAAAUAUUCUAAACGACUUUUUGCAUAACCACAACGGCAUCUAUACAGUGCCGGGUGGCCCCGAAGCUUUGGCCUUUGUGGACGUGGACAAGCCGAUUUCGGAAAAUGGGCGUACCAAUCUCGAGCUGCUGCUAGUGUCAGGACUAUACUCGUCCCACGAACUUAUGCCUAAGCUUUGUGGUAUGAGGAGUGAUCUGUACGAUGCCGUAUACCGGCAAACCGAUGGCAUGGACGGGUUCAUAGUGUUCCCAAUGGUAAUGCGUCCCAAAAGUCGCGGUCGGGUGUGGCUGAGGGAUGCCAAUCCGUAUCACCACCCGCUAAUCGACCCCAAUUAUUUCGCCGACGAAACUGAUCUGGACGUUAUAGUAGCCGGAGUCCGACUGUUCCAGCGAAUGUUGCGCACGGGCCCGAUGAAGUCACUUGGCGCUAAGAUCCUGGACACUCCACUGCCCGGAUGUCGGCAACACGUUUUCGACACGGAUGCCUACUGGAAAUGUUCCGCUCGACAGAUGUCGUUCACGAUCUAUCACCUGUCCGGCACGUGCAAGAUGGGACCGGCUUCGGAUCCGUCGGCCGUCGUUGACCCGAGACUGCGCGUGUACGGCGUCCGCGGUCUGAGAGUGGUGGACGCAUCGAUUAUGCCGGAAGUACCGUCGGCCCAUACCAACGCGCCGACGAUUAUGAUUGCGGAAAAAGCGUCCGACAUGAUCAAAGAGGACUGGGGUGUAUAGACGUGGAAAAUAAUGAAGCAGUUAUAAUAUUAAAAUGAGUGUUAAGAAUAUUGAUUUAAGGGAGCAACAUCAUUUGAGUACACGUAUAUGCAUCAUCUUUGUCUCAUGUGAAUACUCGUAUUUAACAUACGAGUAUUUCUAAAUACCUCUAUAAAGAUCUUUAGUUUUGAAUUUGUAUACCCAUUUUCAAUUAUAUUUACAUUAUUGUUUUA